Molecule: messenger RNA, 1533 nt
Organism: Salvia miltiorrhiza (redroot sage)
Lineage: Eukaryota; Viridiplantae; Streptophyta; Magnoliopsida; Lamiales; Lamiaceae
Exons: 1
Coding region: 1-1533 (510 amino acids)
Biological process (GO): DNA repair; telomere maintenance
Molecular function (GO): DNA helicase activity
Source: RefSeq, a predicted model, not a curated record
AUGGGUCAUGGGAUCGAUGAGUACUCUGUGGUCGAUUAUAUAGUUGGGUUGACUCGUGAAGAGAUAAAUAGUCGUGAAUUUGCAGCUGAAAUUAAUAUGCCAGUUGCAGAAUCUGAUUUAGCUUCGGUGGGUCGUUUUAAUGAAAGACAACGCUUUGCUUAUCUUGAGAUAAUGUCCAGUCUUGCUUCACCAAUUGGCUCAGGCUUUUUCAUUGAUGGUCCUGGUGGAACUGGAAAGACAUUUUUAUAUAAGGCAAUCUUGGCCACUGUGCGUUCAACCGGUGACAUUGCACUUGCAGUUGCUUCAUCUGGUGUUGCAGCUUCUUUGUUACCAAAUGGUCGAACAGCUCAUUCUAGAUUUAAAAUUCCGUUAAAUUUAGAUGAAUCUAUGUCAUGCUCGAUAAGCAAGAAUACUGCGCCUGCAAAGUUAAUAAUUGCAGCCAAGCUCAUAUUAUGGGAUGAGGCAUCGAUGGCAAAUCGAAAGGCAGUUGAAGCUUUAAAUUUAUUGUUGCAAGAUUUGAUGGAAAACCAGUUAUUGUUUGGUGGGAAAACAGUUGUUCUUGGUGGAGAUUUCAGGCAAACUCUACCGAUUGUUCGAAGGGGUUCUCGUGAAGAGAUAGUGGAUGCUUGUUUGGUAUUUUCAUCCAUAUGGCUUCUUAUUCGAAAAAUUCAUUUGACACAGAAUAUGCGGGCAAUGGAGGAUCCUGUUUUUACAGAUUUGUUAUUGAGGGUUGGUGAAGGCAUAGAGCCAAAUGUUCAUGACGAUUAUGUUAAUCUUCCCGAUGAUAUGUGCCUUUCUUACCAUGGUUCAGAUUCGCCUCUUGACACAUUGGUCAAUGAAAUAUUUCCAUCAUUUGAUGCAUAUUCUAGCGGUUCUUCGAGCCUUAUAAAUACCGCUAUUUUAACUCCUAAAAAUGAAUGUAUGGGGGAAAUUAACGAAUCAUUGAUUGGAAAAUUCCCAGGCAACAUGGUUGAAUAUGUUAGCACGGAUUAUGCAAAUGAUCCAAGUCAGCAACAAUACUAUCAAGAUUAUAUGAAUGCAAUUAGUGUUGGUUCAUUGCCACCACAUGUUCUUAAAUUAAAGGUUAAUUGUCCUGUUAUGUUACUUCGCAACUUAAAUCCAUUGGAGGGGUUGUGUAAUGGAACACGUUUAAUUGUGCGUGAUCUUGGUAGGCACGUGAUUGGAGCAGUCAUUGCUGUGGGGACCCAUUCUGGUGAAUAUGUUUUAAUUCCAAGGAUUCCAUUGGAGUUGGAUGAUACACACAUAUGUCCAAUUACUUUUAAGAGGCUGCAGUUUCCGCUAAGAUUGUGUUUUGCUAUCAGCAUCAACAAAUCUCAAGGCCAAACAUUGGAUCGUGUUGGUGUUUAUUUGCCUCAUCCUGUUUUUUCACAUGGACAGCUAUAUGUUGCUUUAUCAAGGGUCAGAACAUCAAGUUCAAUAAAAUUCCUGAUUCGACCGCCAGUUGCUGAUAUGGAUUCAACAUGUGAAACAAGAAAUGUUGUGUACACUGAAAUUUUGCAAGCGGCGACAUGA